Messenger RNA from Rhea pennata, 1658 nucleotides. Its product is annotated as collagen alpha-1(I) chain-like. NCBI's taxonomy places the organism in Eukaryota, Metazoa, Chordata, Aves, Rheiformes, Rheidae. The coding region runs from base 1 to 1077 and encodes 358 amino acids. The transcript has 3 exons. The record is from RefSeq and is a predicted model, not a curated record.
AUGGCUGACCCGGACACGCCCCCCCGACCCCCCGCACACGACCCCCGCCCGCGCCGCCCCCGCUCCCCGCCGCUGCUCCGCUCGCGCCGCUCUCGCCGCCCCCGCGCCGCGCCGCUCCGCCCGCGCUGCCCGACGAGCCUCUCGCCAAGCGCCCAGGCCCCGCGCGCAGCUCCCCGCGUCUCCGCGGCCGCGGGCGGCAGCACCCGAGCACCGCGGCCCCUCGCGGCAGAAGGGGCCCCGGGCUCGGCGAGCGCGGCUCCGCGCUGCGGCCCGCAACCUUCGCUGCGCCGCAGCCCUCGGCAAGCGGGAGCCGCUGACCUGGAAGGGCUGGUGACGAAAGGCGCGAGGUUUGGGCUUCUGCCAGGACGCGCCCGGUCCCGCCCGGGGGCUCUCCGCGCACGGUCGCCCCGAGGCCGGGCUGCAGCGCGGGGCACCGCGGCGCCAGGCGGCGGCCGCAGCUCCCGCCCGGGCAGCGUGUGCGAGCGCCGGGCGCGGAGGAGCCCCCUGCCCGGGCGCGACCCCCGAGGGGCCGCUGCGGGAAAACGCUUCCCGUCGGCGGCCGGGCAGCGCCGGGGCGCGUCUCCCCCGCCGCGAAAGGUUUUGAGAGCGGGAGAGCCGCAGCGCAGAGGGGCGACGGGAGGUUCGUUUCCCCCCUCUCCUGCCCCCGACGACGGCUGCCGCUCCCAAGCCGGGAGCAGCGGGCGAUGCAGCCGAGGGCCGUGCCGCCCGUGCGAGAGCCCUGGAGGCGCUGGAGAACCGGGCGCGCAGGAGCCUCCUGAAGCUCGGCAGAGGCAAGUGCGGGGCCCCGCGGCCCGGGGGGAGCAAGGCCGCGCAGCAGCACGGGCCGGGGUCGCCCCGCUGCAGAGCGGCCGUGCCGAGAGGGGCCUGGGAGCGCUGCUGGACGGCGAGGCGCCCCGUGUGCGAGAAGGCCGAGGGUGUCGUGGGGGCCCUGGGAGGAGCGUGGCCAGCGGGCCGAGGGGGGUGACCCUGCCGCUCUGUGAGGCCCUGGGGAGGCCCCGCCGGGAGCCCUGCGUCCGGUUCUGGGCUCUUCUCGUUGGCCUUCUCGAGUCCCCCUGACACCUCAAGGGCACGGUGUCGGGGGCGUGGGGCCGGACUCUCUUUCAGGGGUGCCGAGCGACAGCACGCGAGGCGACGGGCACAAACGGAAAGCCAGGAAGCUCCCGCUGAACGCGAGGAAGAAGCUGUGUGCCGCGAGGGGGACGGAGCACUGGAGCAGCUUGCCCGGAGAGGCGGCGGAGUCUCCUUCUCCGGAGGCAAAGCCCGCCUGGACGCGAGCCUGGGCACCGUGCUCGAGGCAACGCUGCUGGAGCAGGGGGCUUGGACUAGACGGUCUCCAGAGGCACCUCCAGCCCUCCGCCCUCCUGUGGUGCUGCAGGACGACUGCGCCCGCCUCCCUCUGCCGGGCUCUGGGCCCCCUCGGUGACCCAGCCGGGAGCUCGGCGCGGGCUCCUCCAGGCCCAGCUCCUUCCAGCCACCCUGGGCACUGGCAGGGCCGUAAAUCAAUCACUGUCACAACUUGCACAUUCAUGCCAGCGUUUAUUAUUGCAAACACAUGGAGCAAUUAGUUUAUUAACAGUGUAAAUGUGUGGAAUAAACCUUGAGUCUUGCACAAGCACUGAAUAAACACUGGAACCGGC